CGAACACUCUCCCUCCCCCCUCCCCCCUCCGCCUUUCCCUCCUUUUGGGUGCGCCCAGAUUUCUCUCCCGCACGAUUAUAAAAAGGGAACACAAGGUCUUGCCUGACAUGAGCCCGCUGGUCUCUCAAUUCUCUUCCUCUCUCAUCCGAUCCGACACACCACAUUCUGGCCCUUCACGUCCUCCGUGUGUGUCCAGCGUCAAGUAAUCAUCCUCACCACUACCCUGGCUGACUGACUUGUUGUAAACGCCCUCACCCCCUUUAUCCCUCCCCAUAUCCUUAUUAUAUAUCCCCCGGGGCAACAGCCCGCAAGCACCAACGAUGGCCUCAUCCCCCACCGUCGACAUCACGGCCCGCUGCCUCUGCAAGGCCCGCUCCAUCACCGCCUCCGUCCCGGCCUCGUCCCUGCCCCUCGCGGGCACCUACUGCCACUGCACCUCGUGCCGGCACAUGACGGGCGCCCUGCACUCGUCGAGCGUCAAGUGGCCCGCGGGCGGCGGCGACGACGGCGAGGGAAACGCCGCCGUGCGCGCCCUCGGCCUCCGCGAGUACGACUUCUCCCCGCGCCUCAAGAUCCUCUUCUGCGGCGACUGCGGCACCCCCAUGUUCUGGGACGACGGCGAGCAGUCCGCGUCGCCGUCGCUGGACGCCGCCGGUGGUGAUGGUGGUGGUGCUACCGGCGGCGGCGGCAACGGCGAUGGCGGCUUCGAGGCCUUCAUGGGCGUGCUGUCCAACAACGACGUGCCGGGCGGCCUGAUCCGCGUCAGGGACCACAUCUUUGUCGGCGACACGCUUGACGGCGGCGCGGCCGUCUGGAUGCGCCACCUCUUCGAUGACUCCUCCUCCUCCUCCGCCCCAGGUAGUGGUGAUGAUGAUGCCGUUGCUCCUCGAGCCAGCAGCCCGAUCCCAUGCUACGCCGGCUGGCGCGACAAGAGCGAGCCCGUCGACCCGGCCGCCAUGGCCGCCGCCGCGCAGGCAAGGGACCGCCCGGCUGCGACGGCGGCGACGCCCGACGACGACAUCAUCCCCGUGCACUGCCGCUGCCGGGGCGUCGAUCUCGUCCUGCGCCGUGCCGCCGCCGUCGACGACUUCUCCGCCGUCAAGGACGCCUCCCAACUGCCCUUCUUCGUCGACCCGGCCUCGCACAAGCUGCUCGCCGGUUUCGACGCCUGCGACUCGUGCCGCACCGCCUCGGGCGCCGCUGACAUUGUCAACUGGACCUUUACCCUGCUCAAGCACCUCGACUUUGCUCCGUCCGCCGCCUCCUCCUCCUCCUCCUCCUCCUCUGCACCCGGGGGUGGCGCGUCGCGCCCCUUCCCCGGCUCCUCGCUCGACCUCAAGGCCGCCGUCUCAGCUGCCCCCUCCGACCGCGACCCGCGCCUCGGCACCCUCGCCUACUACGCCAGCUCCCCCGACGUCCAGCGCUACUUUUGCUCCCGCUGCAGCGCCUCCGUCUUCUACGCCGUCGACGACCGCCCCGACAUGGUCGACCUCGCCGUCGGCCUGCUCGACGCCCCCGACGGCGCCCGCGCCGAGAGCGUCCUGUCCUGGGCCCUCGGGGACAUGAUCUUGACCGACGACCUCAAGGGCGGCUGGAGGGAGGAGCUCGGCCGCUCCAUCAAGAGAAACGCCGAGGACUGGCGGAUCAGCAGCGGCAGGCCCGUCCCGUGGGUGCGCAAGCUCAAGGAGCAGAAAAGCGCGCAGGAAAAGGCGGCGGCCGAUGCGGCCAAUGUCGCAGGAACGGCGUGAUGGGCGGGCCUCGGACACGAAUGCAGACUGAAAAGCAACUGGUGUACCAGACUGGAUGAUCAAAGGUAUAAGGAAAUUCUAUAGCCAACCACCGCAGAGACUGCAAAAUGUGAAGCCGCUAUGCACAUGCUUUAAGAAUGUCCUUGCGUGAUGCGCGCGCAGCCUUGCUCGAAGC
Purpureocillium takamizusanense is the source of this 1923-nucleotide messenger RNA. RefSeq lists its product as uncharacterized. Lineage: Eukaryota; Fungi; Ascomycota; Sordariomycetes; Hypocreales; Ophiocordycipitaceae. Gene Ontology annotation, molecular function: carbon-sulfur lyase activity. The transcript has a single exon. Bases 321 to 1748 code for a protein of 475 amino acids. The record is from RefSeq and is a predicted model, not a curated record.